Sesamum indicum (sesame) is the source of this 4104-nucleotide messenger RNA. The record is from RefSeq and is a predicted model, not a curated record. NCBI's taxonomy places the organism in Eukaryota, Viridiplantae, Streptophyta, Magnoliopsida, Lamiales, Pedaliaceae.
UGAGUUUUUGGAGAAUUUUUAGAAAUACACAGCAGAAACAGACAGAAAAGGACUGGAUUCUUGAAAAUAAAAGCCAAGGGAAAGUUAUUUAAUUCGUUUCAUUCUACAGGAAAAGUUGGGCCUCCUUGUCUUUCUCUUUGCGUGAGUUUUCACACUGGGGGAGAAAGUUGAUUUCCAAUGUCGAAUCAGAAAUUACAAUCAGAUCCAAUGGUGGGCUUAAGAUACCGGGGCGGCAGUUCUGCAUUGCCCUCUGUUUCCAGAUUUCGGAGUGGGCAUAUGCCCAUAGGGAUGACUGUUGGCAGAGUUACUGACAACUUAUCUGAGUCGGACAUGGAUACGUGUUCGGACUCGGAAGGAGAGUGUUAUGGUGCUCGUUAUUCACUUGAAGCAUCGCCACAAGAUGAUAAAAUCCCCAAUGGUAAUGCAAAACACAGUACUCUCUUGAGUGCACGCAAUGGUAAUGCUAGUGGUUUUGGAAACUAUUUGGACAGACAGGGAGGGCGAGGUGGUGGAUAUGCUGCUGCACACCGUGGUUUUGUCAAUGAUGAAUCAUCGGACUCGGUCUCAAGCUCGGAAGUGAGUUCUACACCACCCAGGAGCAACAAUGUGAAUGUACUUCAGAAAAAAAUUAAGCUGGGGCCUAAUUUCUCUGCCAUCAAUGUGCAGUCAAGUACUGAGACAUUGAAACAGGAUUGUCGCAAUGCCCCACUGCAGAAUAAGUUCGAUGAUGAUAUUCCCAGUGCACCACCCUUGGGCUCUUUCCAGCACAGCAGUCAAGUUUCUCAAAAGCUUCCAACUUCUAGAGCUGAUGGUAGCCCUUCGUUAGCAACGUCCGGUGGUUCUGCAACCGAGGUUGAACCUAUCGUGUAUAAGAGCAACAAAUCAGGUGCAACAGAAGUUAAUAAUCCUGAAGCUCCCGUGAGGACUGCUGCUCUAUCUUCUAAUUCUGUACCUGCUCGAUAUCCUACAUUUCAUGCAAGUGGGCUAGGUUAUUGGUAUGGUGUUCUCUCCUAUGAUGCUUGUGUGCGGCUAUGUCUUCACUCCUGGGCCAGGGGCUGCAUGGAAGCUCCAACCUUUUUGGAAAAUGAAUGUGCACUUCUGCGGGACGCGUUUGGGUUGAGACACAUAUUGUUACAGUCAGAGGAAGAACUAUUGAGAAAAGAGUCUUCAGAACUUGUCAGCGAAGGAGCUGCUGUGAAGACUAAGAAAACCAUUGGCAAGAUUAAAAUUCAAGUGCGUAAAGUGAAAAUGGGUUUGGAGCCACCAACUGGGUGUGCAUUUGCAUCUAUAAAGUCAUCAUCCAUGGUGAAGUUGGAGUCGCUUCAGCUUCGGCUAUCCAAUGUAAAAUCAAUAGUCUGUUCGGAGAGGAAAGCAUUACGAAGAGAACGAGUAACUCCAGUCAUGACUGUGAAUGGUUCUUUAUUCCAUCAAAGAAUGGCAUACAUUAUUGUUGGAACUCGUAGGUACUUAAAAGAAGUGCCUGAGCUCAUUAAAAUUGGUUUUAAUGCUUGGCGGAGCAGUUCAUCAUCUUAUGAAGUCGUACAAGAAUCAUAUUCCUGUUUGUUGAGACUGAAAAGUUCUCCUGAAGAGGAUGCAGUGAGAAUGCAGCCAGGAUCUGGUGAAACUCGUGUAUUCUUGCCAGAUGGACUUGGGGAUGAUCUGGUAAUUGAAGUCCAUGAUUCAAAAGGGAAGUACUGUGGCAAUGCUGUACUUCAGGUGGCUGAUAUUACUGACGAAAUGGGGGAGAAGCUGCGCUCAUGUUUUUUAUAUCAUGAACCAGAACAUGAGCAAGUUGGGAAAGUACAGUUAUAUAUUAAUUAUUCAACUACACCAGAUGAAAAUAGUCACAAGUGUGCAUCUGUUGCGGAAACUAUUGCAUAUGACUGUGUUUUGGAGACUGCGAUGAAAGUCCAACAGUUCCAGCAAAGAAACUUGUUGCUGCAUGGUCCAUGGAGGUGGUUGGUGACUGAAUUUGCAUCUUACUUUGGAGUUUCAGAUGCAUAUACAAAGCUUAGAUAUCUUUCAUAUGUUAUGGAUGUCGCCACACCAACUGCAGACUGUCUAGAUUUGGUGCAUGAUUUACUGCUGCCUGUGGUAAUCAAAGGCAAAACUAGGCACACACUGAGUCACCAAGAGGUCCGAAUCUUGGGGGAAGUGUCUGAUGAGAUUGAACAGAUACUUACUUUGGUUUUCGAGAAUUACAAGUCGCUCGAUGAAUCGGUACCCUCAGGAAUAGUAGAUGUGUUUGGACCUGCUACAGGAGUGCCAGCUCCAGCUCUAGCUCCUGCUUUGAAACUUUACAAACUUUUGCAUGAUAUACUUUCACCUGAGGUGCAGUCGAAAUUAUGCAGAUACUUUCAGAAUGCUACGAAAAAGAGAUCUAGAAGGCACUUAUCGGAAACGGAUGAGUUUGUUUCCAACAACAAUGAGAACAUAUUGAUGGAUCCAGUGGCUCUUUCUACAGCUUAUAAGAAAAUGAAAUCACUUUGUUUGAAUGUUCGAAAUGAGAUAUUGACUGAUAUUGAAAUCCAUAAGCAGGAUCUUCUUCCUAGCUUUAUAGACCUUCCAAACCUUUCCUCCUCAAUAUACAGCACAGAGCUCUUCAGUAGAUUAAGGGCAUUCCUUGUAUCAUGCCCGCCUUCUGGACCAACACCUCAUGUCGUAGAACUUGUAAUGGCUACUGCUGAUUUUCAAAGGGAUCUUGCUUUGUGGAAUAUUAGCCCCAUCAAAGGCGGAGUUGAUGCAAAAGAGUUGUUUCAUGUGUAUAUAACCCUCUGGAUCCAAGAUAAGCGUCUUGCAUUACUUGACUUUUGCAAGCUAGACAAGGUAAAGUCUUCCAGCUUCCCGACGCAGCACGCCACAACUUCUUUCAUUGAUGACAUUUAUGACCGCUUAAAGGAGACACUUUCUGAGUACGACGUCAUAAUAGGUCGCUGGCCAGAAUACACUUUUACGUUGGAAAAUGCCAUAGCAGAUGUUGAGAAGGCCGUUGUGGAAAGCUUGGAGAGGCAAUAUGCAGAAAUUUUAUCUCCGCUGAAAGAGAACACAAUGCCUAUGAAAUUCGGUCUUAAAUAUGUCCAGAAGUUUGCUAAGGGGAAUGUUUGCCCUUACAGUGUUUCCACCGAGUUGGGAGUCCUGUUGAAUUCCAUGAAAAGAAUGCUUGAUACUCUGAGGCCCCAAAUAGAAGCACAACUUAAACUGUGGGGUUCUUGCAUACCUGAAAGUGGGAACAUGGUUCCCGGAGAGUGUCUCAGCGAAGUGACUGUGAUGAUUCGGUCCAAAUUCAGAGCUUAUGUGCAAGCAGUUAUAGAUAAACUUGUUGAGAAUACAAAAUUGCACAAUGCCACAAAGCUCAAAAAGAUAAUUCAAGAUGCUAAGGAAAAUGUGGUAGAGUCUGAUUUACGACGGAGGAUGCAACCAUUGAAGGAGUUGCUUGCUGGCACUAUUGAUCAACUGCAUGCAGUUCUUGAAACCCAAGUUUUUGUAAUUGUUUGCCGAGGUUUCUGGGACCGCAUGGGUCAGGACAUGCUAAAGUUUCUGGAAGACAGGAAAGAGAACAGAUCUUGGUAUAAAGCUUCACGGGUUGCAGUAACAGUUUUGGACGACACAUUUGCUUCGCAAAUGCAACAGCUGCUCGGCAACGCACUACAGGAGAAAGACGUGGAACCCCCACGAUGCAUCUUGGAGGUCCGGUCGAUGCUCUGCAAAGACGGCAUGAACCACAAGGAAAACAACUACUACUAUUAGGAGAUUUAGACGGCUCAUGAAACAGAAGCUGAACUGCUGUAAAUGACGGGAUGGAAUCUUGGAGCUCGAUAGCACGACUCAAGAUGGUUCGACGGCUGGGAAUUUAAAUUUAAGUUUUGAGAGGGUGAGGGAGAGGGAGUUUGAUGAUGAAGAGAGAAAGCCAACACUCAUGGCUUCAUGUUUUCUAAUGUUCUCUAAGGCUCUAUGCACAGGUUUUUUCUACUGAGGAGGAAAUGUAAUUAUAGGAAGUCAAUAGUCUUCAUUUGGGGAAAUUCGGUAAUUUAAUAUUCUUUUUUUGUAUGAUAAUUUGUUAAAAAUUCAUUUUUUUCAAGUUAAAGAAAUAUAAUAUCUUAAUAU